GUUCUGGUUAUGCUUCCAAAGUAAGAAAACAAAAUACGAAACCAUAUCAACAUGGAAGAUUUUACUCAAUUUCUACUAGUUAUAGGGCUUUUGCUUUUGGUUCUAAUAUGUCAUUACAAAAGAAGCAGAAGAAACAACACAAGAAAAGGCAUCAAACUAGUAGCUCCAGAACCAUCAGGGGCAUUGCCUUUUCUCGGCCAUCUUCAUUUCCUACGAGGUCAAGCUCCUCUAGCACGGGUACUUGGAAAAAUUGCUGAUGAAUACGGACCCGUUUACACUCUACGGCUUGGUAGUCGUCAAGCAUUGGUUGUGAGCAGUUGGCAGAUGGUCAAAGAAUGUUUUACAACCAAUGACCGAAAUUUUGCAGCCAGGCCCAACAUGGCAACCAGCCGGCACAUGGUUUAUAAUAAAGCUGGUUUUGCACUGGAAUCAGGACCAUAUUGGCGAGAGAUCCGAAAGCUGGUCACUUUGGAACUCUUUACAAGUCAUGGUCUUGAAAAGUUUAAGAAUGUUCGUAGCUCAGAAGUGACAAACUUCAUUAACGGGCUCUCCUUGUUUUCCCAAAAGAACGCAAACGAAGCAUCGGUAAUAGACAUGGGCAAGUGGUUUGAGAACAUAACGUUCAAUAUAACUAUUAAAAUCUUAGCCGGGAAAAGAUUUUCUAUCACGGGUAGCAGUGAAGGUAACAACGAAGACUUACAUGUACAUGAAGCCAUAAAGAAAGGGCUGUACCUUAUGGGCGUUUUUAUUGUGUCUGAAUUCUUUCCAUAUCUGGAAUGGAUGGAUAUUGGAGGGUAUGUGAAAGCUAUGAAGCAAGUUGCAAAGGAGGUUGAUGGAGUUAUCGGAAAGUGGCUUGACGAACAUGUUGAGAGGAGAAAAGAGUGUGAUGGUGAAAAAGAAGCCGACUUCAUGGAUGUGAUGCUCUCAACCCUGUCAAAAGAUGCUGAAAUGUUUGGCCAUGGGCGUGAAACCAUCAUCAAGGCGACAACAAUGGUUCUCAUGAUCGGGGGUUCAGAAAGCACUGCUUUGACACUUACGUGGACACUCUCUUUACUACUGAACAACCCUCACAUCCUAAAAGCUGCCCAGAAGGAGCUUGAUAUGAUUGCAGGAAAACGGAAAUGGGUCGAAGAAUCAGAUAUAAAAAACCUAAGGUAUCUACAAGCCAUACUGAAGGAAACUCUCCGAAUGUACCCACCAGGUCCCUUGGCACCCCCUCAUGAGGCCAUUGAAGACUGCUAUAUUGGGGGUUAUCAUAUCUCCAAAGGGACUCGUCUGAUUGUUAACAUAUGGAAGCUACAUCGCGACCCACAAAUUUGGUCGGAUCCUCAUGAUUUUCGACCAGAGAGGUUUCUAGAAGAACACUCGGACAUAAAUUAUCAGGGUCAGAACUUUGAAUACAUUCCUUUCAGCACUGGAAGGAGAGUGUGUCCUGCAAUCACAUUAGCUUUCGAAGUAGUUCACUUGACACUUGCUCGGUUGCUUCAGGGGUUUGAUUUGGCGACACCAAUGGGGAAGCCUGUGGAUAUGAGCGAGGGCUUGGGCAUUGCCUUGACUAAGGUGAGGCCACUUGAAGUGAUUAUCACUCCUCGGCUUUCUCCAGAGCUCUAUCAACACCUUUGACAUCGAUCAAUGGGAUUUUUCUGGAGUGGCAUGAUGAAGCUGCUUGCUACUUAUGUCAUAUUUACAUAUGUAAGAAAUAAGACCCCGCAUCGAUUUACCUCAGCUCUCCGUGAAUAAUGUAGAAUGUU
Messenger RNA from Lactuca virosa, 1751 nucleotides. Lineage: Eukaryota; Viridiplantae; Streptophyta; Magnoliopsida; Asterales; Asteraceae. The record is from the annotation of a GenBank genome assembly.